Messenger RNA from Carassius gibelio (silver crucian carp), 1675 nucleotides. Its product is annotated as ankyrin repeat and SOCS box protein 12-like. The transcript has 3 exons. Gene Ontology annotation, biological process: regulation of barbed-end actin filament capping. Lineage: Eukaryota; Metazoa; Chordata; Actinopteri; Cypriniformes; Cyprinidae. Gene Ontology annotation, molecular function: protein binding. Gene Ontology annotation, cellular component: nucleus; cytoplasm. The record is from RefSeq and is a predicted model, not a curated record. The coding region runs from base 113 to 1039 and encodes 308 amino acids.
UGUGUGUGUGUGUGUGUGUGUGUGUGUCCCACUGACCCUCAGUGCUGCAGAUCCUUCAUGUGUCUUUCGCUCUGGAUACUUCACACUCAACAGACCGGAGCAGUCCACCAGCAUGAGUUUGAUGGACAUAUCCAAGAUCUUUUCUCUUCUUCAGCCCAGAGAGGAUGAGGAGGAGGACACGUGCUGCAGUCAGGAGCUCAAUCAGGCCGUGUUUCGAGACGAUGAGGGACUGCUGUCUGAUCUGCUGUCUCAGGACAGGUACAGGAGGUGUGUUAACCUGCGCAGCGGCUGGGGCGUCCCGGUCACUCCGCUGCGCUCCGCUGCGUCUCAGGGUCACCUGCGCUGUCUGGAGCUGCUCCUGGCUCACGGAGCCCAGGUCGACAGCCUGGACGUCAAAGCCCAGACGCCGCUGUUCACGGCCGUCGCCGGCAGACACCUGGACUGUGUGGUGGCUUUAUUAAGAGCUGGUGCUGACCCUAACGGCAGCCCGUUUAACAACUGCUCCCCGGUGCUCACCGCGGCCCGAGAGGGAGACGUGGACAUCCUGAGAGAGCUCCUGCAGCACGGAGCCGAUGUAGACGUCAAACCCAAGAUCCCAGACUGGGCUUCCAACACCACGGGCUGCCGGGGACCGCUCUAUAUCUCAGCUUGUUACGGUCAUCUGGAGGUCUUCAGACUGUUACUGCAGCAUGGAGCGAACCCAGACUACAACUGCACUGACGAAAAGAUGCUGAGCCGCAUCAGACAGCCCAAAACUGUGCUGGAGAUGUGUCUCAGAUACGGCUGUGGGCCUGAAUACAUUCAGCUGCUCGUAGACUUCGGAGCAAACGUCUAUCUGCCCGCUUUAAUCGUAGAUAAAACAACCAGACAGAACGAAGCAGUGCUGCUUCUGCUCAAAGAGAGAGUUUGUCCAAAAACACUCAUGUCUCAGGCUCGACUUUCUUUAUGGAAGUUCCUUCCCAUGGAAAACAAGAUGAGCUGCAUAGAUUGUCUGGAUAUUCCCAAAAUACUGAAGGACUAUUUGAAUCAUGUAUCCUGAUUUUCCUACAUUUUCUCUUCUGAUGUGGAAUACUUAUCUAACUUCUUUUUGUAAAAUAAUAUCUGUAAUAUUUGAUGUAUUUAGAAUGCUAAAAACUACAGAUAAUGUAGCAUUUAAUGGAUUGUGUUAUUAUUUUGCUAAAAUAUGUAGGAGUAUGUGGUUAAUGCAGUGAAGUAGGUCAUGUUGUUUUGUUGAUGCAAGGUAAAUGAAGGUGAAGGAGUAAUGGGUGAACUGAUCACAACAGCUUGUGGAGCUGAUGAUCGACAGGAUGAUCUGCUGCGGUUCCCUGAACUACUGUGAAAGAUGAGCAUCACUUUACAUCUCAAGCAAGACUGAAGUCUGUUUAUGAAGUAUUUUAUACAUGUUGAUUAAUUUCUAUGAAUGAUAUUAUACACAUUGUAAUGUUAAGUUUACUUGUGUGGUUUAUUUAUGCUUCGAGAUGUGAAGGGGGAAUUCUGCCUGUAGAAUAAAAUAGCUAUAAACAAUGCACUUUUCAUUCAAUGUGUCCUAUAACAAUCAGUAACUACACAAUUUGUAAUUAAUUUCUUGACUGUACUGUACAUAUGGGGACAAAGUUGCAUUUACAUAAUUUGUUUUGCAGUGUUCAGUUUAUAGGCAAUAAAAAAUCUAAUCAAA